AUGGGGAUCACAGAUUUCUUGUCGGACCUGAUGAGCUCGGUCUCAUUCGUGCAGGAGGUGCACGCCGAAGCUCCCGCCGAAGAGGAAGAAUCCAGCGAAGGCGGCGAGGAAUCAAAGGACGACGAUGCUGGUGAGGAAGAGGAGGGUGGUGACGAAGGUGGUGAGGAAGAAGAGGAGGAGGAGGAGGAAGAAGAAGAAGAAGAGCCCGUGGACCCCAAGCCCAAGCUCGAGGAGGAGUGCGCCAAUUCCGCCCAAUGCGUUGGCUACAAGCACCACUUCGACGAAUGCGUUGAACGAGUCACCGCCGCCCAAGAAGACCCCGAUCACAAAGGGCCUCAUGAAGAUUGCGUCGAAGAAUUCUUCCACCUGCAACACUGCGCAACGCAAUGCGCCGCUCCUAAGCUGUGGAAGGCACUGAAAUAG
Molecule: messenger RNA, 423 nt
Organism: Capronia epimyces CBS 606.96
Lineage: Eukaryota; Fungi; Ascomycota; Eurotiomycetes; Chaetothyriales; Herpotrichiellaceae
Product: ubiquinol-cytochrome c reductase subunit 6
Exons: 3
Coding region: 1-423 (140 amino acids)
Biological process (GO): mitochondrial electron transport, ubiquinol to cytochrome c
Source: RefSeq, a predicted model, not a curated record